UUCGCAGAUGUCUUUGUUCAAUUGCUUCCAUGGGUAUUGGACUUGAUUCCGAUGUUGAGUAGACUUGCUUGUGCUCCACGCUUGUUCCACACUAACAAGAAAACCUAAACUCUGUUGUUGACGUGGGAGCACUUCCGUGAGAAGUGUGGAAUGUUUUCAUAUAUGGCUAUGGGGAUGGCAGAGUGGGUCACCCAUGACCAAGACCAUUCGGGGAAUACAGGGCUAAGUAUUGACGAAGUAACGCACGAGACUGCGAUAAUGAACCCACCGCGAAUAGGCCGAUGUGUACAUCCGAUUACACUGAUGUCUAACGGUAAAACCUGCCAUUGCACUGGACAACCGACUGCUUUAACAUUGAAUCAGCAGGCUAGAGCAUCUGUUGUCGUGUCAACAUGUGGAUCGGAGAAUCCCUAAUCUUGCACUUUACGGGCAGUUCGAGGAAUGCGAAACUAUUGUCAUGUCGGCCUUGCAAUUUUUUCUACACAAUUUGUGCGUGAUCAGAAGGUAGGUCAGGGAUAUCCAAUUUUGAGAGCACCGUAAUUGUCUUGUGGUAAUUCUUCUCCCUAGGAUUUCAUAAACACACGCUUCGAAGUUUACUUGGACGAUUUGCCAACUCCAGGAACAUUUAGAGUUUUAUUUCGUUGUCGCGUGCCAUUGCUAAUCAAUCGUAAGUUCCGGCCAUGGCGGAGCCGCCUGAAAAAGAUAAAGUUAAGGACAAACCACAGCAGGAAGGUCCAGAAGAGGUGGCGCGUAGGGAGUCGGAGCAGAAGAGGUUGGAAGAAGAGCAACAGCAGAAAAAAGAAGCAGAGCAGAAGAGAUUGGAAGAAGAGCAGGAGCAGAGAAAAGAAGAGCAGAGCAGAAGAGAGGAGGCGGAGGCAAGGCGGUUAGAAGAGAAAAGGAGAAAGGAAGAACAAGACAACGUGAAGAGAGUCGAAGCAGCUCGUUUGCGCUUUAUCAUUGAGACAACACAAGAGGAGGUAAAUGGACUGAAGCAGGAGAACGUGGAGCUUCAAAAGCGCGUGUGCAGUUUGCAAAAGAAGAGGCGGUCUGUCAAUGCGGAGGGACUCAUACUUGAGGGCCAAGAGGCUUAUUACCAAGCACGCAUGCGGGACUGGGCAGAAAUGAAACUUGGAUUUAAGACGCUCAAAGAAGACUACGACAGCAAGAUUGAGGAACUGCGCGGCAGUCUCCAAAAAAAGAAGGCUGAAGCAGAUGCCCGGCAGGAGGGGUUGAUUCAUUUUCUUUGGAAGAUUGCUAGACAUUCACGGGACGUGCUAUCCAAUCAGAGAAUACCAAGAUCUACGCUCCUAGCGGUGGAGCAGGAGGAGCGGGACUCGAUUUUGGAGAAGCAAAUAGUGCGCAUCCGGGGACGUCAGCUGAAAAAUCAACUUGCGAAGCUCGAGCAUAAACUGGAACUCAAGGACCAACUUCAGUCGGAAAAUGGACCUCUUCAUUUGGUGAACUAUGAGCAACUGAAGAUGGAAAAUGAAUCUUUCAAUGCUAAGAUUUCCUUAAAAAAUGAAGCCUUGACGAUCUUGAGGAAGAAGACACGGUUCUUGGUGCACUUACUCACACACGUGAGAGAGAAGCUGCAGUUCCUCUUUGAAGAGUGUAAGGAGAAACGAGAUCUCUUAUUAGGUGAAGACCAGACUUUGUAUGGAUCAAGAGUAAAGUUGUCAAAAAUCAAGGCUUCUAUCGUAGCUAUGAAAAGGAAAAUGGAAGCUUCCCAGAAAAAAAUUGUGAUUGUUACUAUUCCUAAGCUCCUAGACGAUAUGGACUUCCUGAGAGAGGACAUUGAUGCUGAAGAGAAAGUUGUUAACAAUUUGAAGAAACAAUACCAAGACUUGAAUUUCCGAAUUGAAGAAAGGAAGAAGAAACUUUUCUCUCUAGGAGAAGCACCUGUGCCAGCAAAGAAAUUUUCCAAAAACUCAAUCGAGCGCGGCGCGCUAAGAUGGGGCGUGAGGCGUGGAGUUUUUGGCCAAAAUAUGGAUACAGACAUGGAGGAAAUGAUGGCGGAUCAAAUGACAUUAAAGCCACCUCUUUGCAAGCCUUGACACGCUGACUGUGUUGGACUCUGUACUUCACUUGCAGUAUUUGUACCAAAAAGUACUGGGUGUAAAAUAACUGCGCAACAAUAGCUUUUUGUUGUGUAGACGAAAUAAGAGAGAAAUUUAAAAGACGCAGUUUCGGUUGUGUUUCGUUAUGUAGAUAAUUGUUGGAAGCGACUGAAUGUAAGCUUAUGGAAUCUCCGAGCACCUGAGAUAAUGAGGAUUUGAUUUGCAUCCACUGACUUGGGUAUGUCAGCAUACUUGAAAUUGCUCAAUGUAGUAGAGAAUGGAGAGAGUUUUCUUAACCUUAGGCAGCGCUAGAAUGAUAAUACUGACUAGUCUGUGCUAGAGUUGGUUUCUUCAAAGUUGCUUCUUAUUGCAGCUUGGAGAAUAAUUUCAAGCAUGAAGGUUGUGAUCUUUAUGAGAGAUGAAAACGGAUUGCAGCAUUCUUUCUCAAGUCCCUUCCUCUUCAAAUACAAGGAGCAUCAUUUUGGGGAGAACCCAAUUUUUAUGUUCCUAA
This is a messenger RNA of Physcomitrium patens, 2568 nucleotides long. RefSeq lists its product as uncharacterized. Gene Ontology annotation, biological process: cilium assembly. The record is from RefSeq and is a predicted model, not a curated record. Gene Ontology annotation, cellular component: ciliary basal body; axoneme. NCBI's taxonomy places the organism in Eukaryota, Viridiplantae, Streptophyta, Bryopsida, Funariales, Funariaceae.